Molecule: messenger RNA, 1864 nt
Organism: Salmo salar (Atlantic salmon)
Lineage: Eukaryota; Metazoa; Chordata; Actinopteri; Salmoniformes; Salmonidae
Product: zinc finger protein Pegasus
Source: RefSeq, a predicted model, not a curated record
CGGGAGGAAUUUCGCAGGUGCACUGGAUGAACUUUCACCCCGACAAACGGAUUCAUUGUUUUGAUUCACCUAGCGUUGCAUUGCAUAUUUAUGUGCUUAGAGACCACCCGAUUGAUAGCGUCGAUAGGAACAGCCGUAGUUGAGUGAUGCCUAUGUAGCUAGAUGGAACAAAAAUGAUGUCUCUGGUACGAUAUUAUAGCCUAGCUAGCGAGCUGGCUAACUUGACCGUUCGCAACAAACAACAACAUGGGAACGCUAUUACAACGGAUCUGAUCAAUCAUUUGUCGCCACUGGUCAAUUAACGUUACUUAGUACAGACAAAUUCAUGCCUACUUACACUUUGCUAACAUUUUAAAAAGUCACUAACUUCCAAUGGGCGAGGAAAAGCCAGAGACGUUGGACUUCGUCAAAGACUUCCAAGAGUAUCUCAGCCAGCAGACUCAACAUGUGAACAUGAUCUCAGGCUCUGUCAGUGGCGUCAAAGAGGUGGACGACUUACCAGCAGACUGCAGUCAGAAUGGGCUGGACCACCCCUCAGCAGAUAUGUCCCUUGACGACGGCUCAGGGAUGCUGGUAGAUGGCUUCGAGAGAACAUAUGAUGGCAAACUCAAGUGCCGUUACUGUAACUAUGCCACCAGAGGCACAGCACGAUUAAUUGAGCACAUCCGUAUUCACACAGGAGAGAAACCCCACAGAUGCCACCUGUGCCCCUUCGCCUCUGCCUAUUUGCGCCAUCUAGAGGCCCACAUGCGCUCCCACACAGGAGAGAAGCCUUACAAGUGUGAGCUGUGCUCCUUCCGCUGCAGUGACCGUAGCAACCUGUCACACCACCGCCGCCGCCGGCACAAGCUCUUACCAAUGAAGGGCGCUCGCUCCUCUCUCUCCCACAAGAAGAUGCUGAGCGUCUUGCAGAAGAAGACCAGCCUGGGGUACGGUCGCCGGCUCCUCAUCAACUUCAGCCCACCCUCCAUGGUGGUGCACAAGGCCGAGCACCUGGAUGACUACUCCCACGAGCUGCCCCACCUGCGCCAGGAGACCUACGACAACCACGGCGCUGGUGGAGAUGGUAGCUCAAUGGACGACCUCCACAAUCAUCACCACAACCUGGUCAUGGAAAACCCCCUCAACCAACUCUCGACCCUGGCCGGCCAGCUGGCCAGCCUGCCCUCAGAGGCUGAAAGCCAGACCCAGCAGCCUCCCAUGUCUCCAGGUGCAGAGUCCUGUGUGGACGAGAAGCCCUUCCUCAUCCAGCAGCCUCACCCAGCCACUGCUCCUGCUGCUGUGUCAGCCAGCACUGCCCACGCCUCUUCCUCCUCCAUCACCCCAGAGCCCAGGCCCCCACCAGACAGCAACUGCAGCCCCGGGGCAGAUCCCUGCAGUGAGCACAGUGGGCGCACCAGUACCCCCAGCAUCACCAACAGCCAGCCCAGCACACCAGCCCCGGGCCUGCCCUCUCUGCAUCAAGACCCCCAGAUGCUGCACCACUGCCAGCACUGUGACAUCUACUUUCCUGAUAACAUCCUGUACACCAUCCACAUGGGCUGCCACGGCUACGAGAACCCCUUCCAGUGCAACAUCUGUGGCCACAGGUGCAGGAGCAAGUACGACUUUGCCUGCCAUUUUGCCAGGGGGCAGCAUAAGCAGUGACUUGUUGCCCGGUCAGUGACCGGAGAGGAUGAAUGGAGGUUGUUUUUAUUUAAUUCCAUGAUGAUGAUUUUGAACGUUCUGAAAUUGGCCUUGAUGUACAGUGAGGGAAAAAAGUAUUUGAUCCCCUGCUGAUUUUGUACGUUUGCCCACUGACAAAGAAAUGAUCAGUCUAUAAUUUUAAUGGUAAGUUUAUUUGAACAGUGAGAGACAGAAUGAC